CUCACUCUUUUCGUAUCAACUAGACUUUCAGAAUAUACCAAAGAUUUUAUACUAACUUCGCCGUACUUUCUUCUAAAUAACUCACUAAUGGCUUCUCCGAAUAGGAUUGUCGAGCUUUCCUCGACUAUUGCUAGGGAGACUGCAAAACUUGACAGUUUCUUUACCGAGAAUGGAUUGCCUACGCCCUCUCUUGAAGCCGAUGCGCUCUGGACUCUGCCUAUACCAGAGUCUGCCAAAGAUUUGCAGAUGUCUCGGGUAGCCAUCAUGGAAGCUUGCACUGAGCUGAAAGCAUUAGUGACUGGUCCAAAGACCUUGUUGCGAUCUGAUUGGACUGCAUAUUCCAGCGUUAAAACAAUUAUUCGCUUCAACCUAGACAAGUCGUUUCCUAUAGGCGAGUCUACCUCGUUCGAAGCAAUGUCAAGCUUCUCCGGUCUGAGUGUGAGCAACAUUCAGCGAAUCGUCAGGCACGCCAUCAUCAACCAUAAUUUAUUUCUAGAGAAAACGCCAGGCGUGAUCACCCACUCAAUCCUUACAGCCAUUACAGCUAGUGAUGAGAUGGCGCGGGCCGCCCUCCUGGUUGAACUAGACGAAUUCUGGCCUGCGGCAACCAAGCUGGCCGAUGCACUGCAAAAGUGGCCGAAUUCCGAAGAGAACACCGAAACUGGGUUCAACCUCGCCCACAAUACCGAUAAAAGCAUGUAUGAGACGUUUGCUGAAGACCCUGCUCGUGCGGAAAAUUUUGGAAAAUAUUUCUUCGCAGACAUAGACCCGCCUAAUUUACUGCCGGAUAAUUAUCCCUGGAAAGGCGACGAGACGGUUGUAGACGUCGGAGGGUCGCACGGCAGCAUGUCUAUCAGUCUUGCUAAGCGAUUCCCUAACAUGAAGUGUAUUGUCCAAGAUCUAAAGGUCCAUGUGGAGGAAGGGGCUGCUAGAUUACCCGCCGAACUCAAAGACAGGGUCACAUUCAUGCCACACAACUUCUUUAACAAGCAGACAGUAGUUGGCGAUGUGUACUAUUUCCGCUGCAUCUUCCACAACUGGGCCGACAAGUACUGCAUCCAGAUUCUCCGGAACCUCAUACCUGUUCUUAAACCCGGUGCCAAGAUUGUGAUUCACGACCGUAUGAUGCCAGAUACUGCGAUUGUGAACAAAGCAGAUGCCCGAAGAACAAUUAUCAUGGAUAUAGGAAUGCUGCAGCUCCUGAACGCGAAGGAACGAGGAUCUAAAGAAUGGCCCGAGUUAUUUCGCCAGGCUGAUCCCCGUUUCAAGUAUCUAGGUGCCCGCCACCCGCCAGAUGCUAUGAGAUGGAUCAUCGACGCAGAAUGGCAAGGGUAGAGCCCUAUUAAGCCCUCUGGAAGAUCCCUUACGCGAUUAUAUCUGCUCAAGGUUCCAACGUUGGCAGUUGUAUUGUGUUGUCAUAAGGAUGAGCUGUAUAUGCCAAGCAACCGGUAACAAAGUCGAAUUUACAUCUUCUACUUCCUUGCCAGGUUAUUUUCGUAGGUAUUAGAUACCUAGGUAGGUACCUCACCUACGUAGCUGUCAAAUAUGAAUGUACUGCGCUGGUG
Messenger RNA from Annulohypoxylon maeteangense, 1565 nucleotides. Its product is annotated as S-adenosyl-L-methionine-dependent methyltransferase. The transcript is spliced from 6 exons. Gene Ontology annotation, molecular function: O-methyltransferase activity. The coding region runs from base 88 to 1335 and encodes 415 amino acids. The record is from RefSeq and is a predicted model, not a curated record. Lineage: Eukaryota; Fungi; Ascomycota; Sordariomycetes; Xylariales; Hypoxylaceae.